ACUAAUAAAACACUAAGCAUAUAAUUGCUUGGAAAUUUCUUUUGUUAUUUCUAAUUAAAGCAUUAUUUUUUGUGCCUUUUUUAUAUUUUUUUUUUCCACAUUUUCACAGUUUGAUUGCAAUUUUAAUAAGUAAUGUUUUAAUCCAGUAUAUAAGACUGCCCUGUUUCUUUCCUUUUCACUUGUAAUCAUGAGUUCAAACGUGCUUUGUUUACACUGCUCGCGUCUUGUUGCAAAUCAUCAUCAAGCAAUUGAUUGUGAUUCUUGCGGAGGAUGGCAACAUCAUGCUUGUAACACUGGAUGGCACCGCAGAUUGAAUUACAUUACCAAUGGACCACCUCCCUUCUACAUCCUAGUUGAAAAACUACAUGAAGAGUCACAGCGCCUAAGUCUGCAGAUGAAGCUAGUGUCAGAAAGUAAGCUGAAAAAAGCUCAGAGGAAACAAGUGAGGUCUAUGCAGACAAAGAUUUUUAAUAUGUGGGAGCAAUAUGAAUCAGACUCCUUGACAACAUCUAAACUCUUAAAGAAACUUUCACGUGUUUAUGCACCAGUGUUUGAAUAAUUCAGAUGAUUAGACAUUUCAUGGAUCAGUGUUUGAAUAGUUCAAAUUAUUAGACAUUUCAUGGAUCAGACUUAGAAAUAGUGCAUCUCUAAUAUUAUUUAUUUUGUAAAUAUGUAUAAAAUGUUUGAAUAGUGAAUAGUUUGAUAAGACAAUUAUGGAGCAACUAGUGUUUAGUUUCAGCGAUGAAAUAGUGCAACCAGUACCUGCAGCUCUAAUCAUGCUAAUAUUAUUUAUUUUGUAUUUUGUGUAUAUGUGUAUAAGUUAUUAAGAGUUUUUACAGAUAUAUAUAUAGGAUUCUGAUAAGAUAGCUGCAGAUGCAUAUAUAUAAAACAAAAUUAGGGUGAAAAAUAAAGUAUUUAAAACAGA
Molecule: messenger RNA, 925 nt
Organism: Mercenaria mercenaria
Lineage: Eukaryota; Metazoa; Mollusca; Bivalvia; Venerida; Veneridae
Exons: 2
Coding region: 188-559 (123 amino acids)
Source: RefSeq, a predicted model, not a curated record